Molecule: messenger RNA, 877 nt
Organism: Cydia strobilella
Lineage: Eukaryota; Metazoa; Arthropoda; Insecta; Lepidoptera; Tortricidae
Product: trypsin CFT-1-like
Exons: 4
Coding region: 59-847 (262 amino acids)
Biological process (GO): proteolysis
Molecular function (GO): serine-type endopeptidase activity
Source: RefSeq, a predicted model, not a curated record
CUUUAUCGGUCUGUAAUUAGAAGGCAAGUAUUUAUACCAAGGGCUCAGUCAUUCGACAAUGAGAUUCUUCAAGAUGCGUGUCGCUUUUGUUUUGGUGGCCUUUGGCCUCGCCAUGGUUGCAGCGGCACCAAAGAACAUCCAGAGGAUCGUCGGCGGAGAGGAAACGAGCAUCGAAAAGUACCCUUUUAUGGCCGCUAUGUUGUAUUCCUGGAACCUGGAGACGUAUCAGCAGGCUUGCGGAGGCUCCGUGCUCAACUCCAGGGCCAUAUUGUCGGCUGCACAUUGCUUUGUAGGCGACUCUGCUGUAAGAUGGCGCGUCCGCGUCGGCUCCACCAUGGCCAACAGCGGUGGUGUAGUCCACCACCUUCGCGAGAUCUUCAACCAUCCUGACUACAUCACAGCGACCGCUGGCGCCGACAUAUCUAUCCUUCACACAGAAACUUUUAUAGUGUUUAAUGAUCAGGUGCAGCCUAUGGUUGUGCCUGGACGCGGCUAUGACCUUCCUCAUAAUGAUCUAGUCGUCGCCAUUGGGUGGGGCACGGUUUCUCCCGGCGGCCUGCAAUCAGAAGUGCUCCGUGAAGUCGACGUCUGGCACGUGAGCAACGCCAUCUGUCGCUCCCGGUACGCAACUGUCGGCGUAUACGUCACCAACGACAUGCUCUGCUCUGGCUGGCUCGAUGUUGGCGGCAGAGACCAGUGCCAGGGCGAUUCUGGAGGCCCUCUGAUCCACGGAGGCAAUGUGGUAGUUGGAGUGUGUUCGUGGGGAAAUAGUUGUGCUCUAGCUUAUUACCCUGGGGUCAACGCUCGAGUUUCUUCGUUUACUGAAUGGAUUCAGAAGACCGCUUAAAGUGUUUGUCAAAAAUAAAUAAUAUUUUUU